This is a messenger RNA of Mastomys coucha (southern multimammate mouse), 1442 nucleotides long. RefSeq names its product acid phosphatase 1 (gene Acp1). The transcript has 6 exons. Lineage: Eukaryota; Metazoa; Chordata; Mammalia; Rodentia; Muridae. Gene Ontology annotation, molecular function: non-membrane spanning protein tyrosine phosphatase activity; acid phosphatase activity. The coding region runs from base 87 to 563 and encodes 158 amino acids. Gene Ontology annotation, cellular component: cytoplasm. The record is from RefSeq and is a predicted model, not a curated record. Gene Ontology annotation, biological process: protein dephosphorylation.
CUGCGCAAGUCCGCGGGCAGAACCCCAGCAGUGCGCAUGCGCCACGUCCCUACGCGGUUUCUGGGCGCCAGGGUCUACAAGGAAACAUGGCAGAGGCUGGGUCCAAGUCAGUGCUCUUCGUGUGUCUCGGUAACAUUUGCCGGUCACCCAUUGCAGAAGCAGUGUUCAGAAAAUUGGUAGCUGAUGAAAACGUUUCAGAUAAUUGGGCCAUUGACAGCAGCGCUGUUUCCGACUGGAACGUGGGCCGGCCCCCAGACCCAAGAGCUGUCAGCUGCCUAAGAAAUCAUGGCAUUAGCACAGCCCAUAAGGCAAGACAGAUUACAAAAGAAGACUUUGCCACAUUCGAUUAUAUACUAUGUAUGGAUGAAAGCAAUCUGAGAGAUUUGAAUAGAAGAAGUAAUCAAGUUAAAAACUGCAAAGCUAAAAUUGAGCUACUUGGAAGCUAUGAUCCACAGAAACAACUCAUUAUUGAAGAUCCCUAUUAUGGCAAUGACUCUGACUUCGAGGUGGUGUACCAGCAAUGCCUUAGGUGCUGCAAGGCCUUCCUGGAGAAGACUUACUAGCUGGUCCUAACCACCAUUGAGCGACUCACUCAUCAGUGCUAUGCCUAAGGGUGGUAGCAGUCCUUAGCCCCCAUACCCUACCCCUCUUUUCAGUUGAUUUACUGUAUAUCUUUAAAAUAAUUGUAGGUGGAAAUUAGGCAUAUGUUCAGAAGGAUCUUUGAGUCAUACAGUUUGAGGUGUGGCUAAGCAUUCUUAGACUAACUAAACCUCUGACCUUGCCAUAAUUACAAAAUAGUGAAACAAGCAACUGAAAACCCAAUAAAGUAAGAAUGACCUACAAGGUCCAGGUCAGCCUCUGAGCCCAGCAAGCCUGGGUAGACUGGUCUACCUGGAGUGUGUGCAUGGCCAGCAGCCAGUGUGCUGUGCGCUUGCCUUAUACCUCUUCAUUCUAGACUCUUAUUGUGACAGUAUCUCCAUCCAUGGCAGCCUUCCAUUUAACACUGGAAGAGUUUAAACUCAGACACACUGAGGGCAUUCAGGUAUUUGAGAGAGGAGAAGCUGGAUGUGCUGAUGAGCCUGGGACUCCAGUAGGCUGUCCUGAGCUGGACAGUGACACCCUGUCUAAAGAGUGAACAAAAAUUAACACUAGAUGGGAGCAAGAGACUGAUGAAGUUAACAUCUUUAGUCUUAGUUGGUUUGCGUCUACGUUCUUGAGCUUUGUUCCUCUUUGAGCCACUUUGCUUCUUUCAAGAAAAAGUAAGUGUGCGUAAAUAGCGGCGUGUGUUUGUAAGUGUUCUCAACAGUUGACAAAGUUACAGGCAAGCAUGAGUAGUCUUAGUGUAUUAUCAGAAAAGGGACCUCAAAUUUAUAUGGAUGUAUGUCACAAAGGAAUGUGAAUUCAACUGGGAAGUUAUCAAAUACAACUGAAAUACAAAUCCG